Molecule: messenger RNA, 1659 nt
Organism: Australozyma saopauloensis
Lineage: Eukaryota; Fungi; Ascomycota; Pichiomycetes; Serinales; Metschnikowiaceae
Gene: MSK1
Product: lysine--tRNA ligase
Exons: 1
Coding region: 1-1659 (552 amino acids)
Biological process (GO): mitochondrial lysyl-tRNA aminoacylation
Cellular component (GO): mitochondrion; cytoplasm
Molecular function (GO): lysine-tRNA ligase activity; tRNA binding; ATP binding
Source: RefSeq, a predicted model, not a curated record
AUGCUGUGCUCCACAUUUCACCUCACCAAAACUGACCAAAUGCACCACGUCCGUCUCUCGUUCAACAAGACUCUUCGUCUUCGAGGUAUUCGUUUCAAUUCGACCGAGGUACAUCGAUUCGAGGCCAGAAAGAAUGAAAUUUCUGCGGAAUCUGCCCCGUUUUACCCCCCUUUGAGUUCCGUUAGAUCAGACGCAAAACUCACAAGAAUACCUCAAUUCGUACAGAAAUACCAUAAUUAUAAAUUUCUGGAUCUUCCUGGCCGUUGUUUACAAUCGAACUAUCAGCUAGAAGGCCGUGUUCUAUCGGUGAGAAAAGCCGGAAAGGCUCUUUACUUUGUGGAUUUGGUCCAGGAUGGAGAAAGAGUCCAGAUUUACGCUUCCAAUAAACAAAUGGGCUUGCUGCCACUGGAGUUUGAUAGGUUACAUGCUUUAAUUAGAGCGCAUGAUUAUAUUUCGUGCGUGGGCCGGCCAUUUCAAACCAAGGUGGGUGAACUUAGUCUACAACUACUGACGCCAAUCAAGAUUGUGAGCCCGUGCUUGAAAUCCACCACUUUACCCGAUAAAGUGAGCGAUCGUAAACUCAUUAACUCGGACCGUGUCAUGAACUACCUCGUCAAUCCUGCUCUGAGAGAAAGACUCAUGGUAAAGUCUAUUGUAACACAGGCCAUUAGAAACCACCUCAUAGCGGACAAAUUUUUGGAAGUACAGACCCCUUUACUCUCAGGCGCAGGUACCGGUGCUAACGCCGAGCCUUUCUAUUCGGCUCUGAAGGCUGUUUCUGGUCAAAAGUUACAGCUUCGAGUAGCUCCUGAGCUAUGGCUUAAGAGACUUGUCAUUGCCGGGUUCGAGAAGGUGUUCGAGAUUGGCCCCAAUUUCCGCAAUGAGGGUGUGGAUUCGACCCACAACCCAGAAUUCACCACUUGUGAGUUUUACCGCUCAUUCACUACUUUGCCAGAGUUGAUGCAAAUGACAGAGAGCUUGUUUGGUGCUAUUUUCACUCAGUUGGAGCAACAAUCGCCAUUGUUGGAGGUCACAAGAGAACCACUUAAGUUAUAUGCAUCUCUUGGUAAGGGAGAGUUUCCAAAAUAUGAGUUUAUUCCAACGAUUGAAGAGAAGACCAAAGUAGAAAUGCCCGCUGUGCUCAGCUCCCAAAAUCUCAUCGAAUACUUCAAGGUCAUCGGGUUAUCAGUACCGGAGCAAAAGCAACCGUCUGCCCUAUUGAACAAAUUGUCUGAGGUCUACCUAGAGAGCAUGAGCCAUGUUCACAAAAACACCCCAGUGUUUGUAUACAACCAGCCUGCAGAAAUGUCUCCACUAGCGAAAUCUAGCAAAAUUACUUACAAAGACCGUGAGUACGAGAUCCUGCAGCGUUUCGAGUUAUUUAUCAACGGAAUGGAGUACGUGAACGCAUAUGAAGAGGAAAACUCACCAUAUGCACAAGAAGAUAAAUUUAAACAACAACAAGGCUACAAAGCAGACUUCAAUGACAAUGAGUCUUUGAUUCCUGACUGGAACUACGUGAAGACAAUGGAGUAUGGCUUGCCUCCCACCGGCGGGUGGGGUUGUGGCAUUGAUAGACUCAGCAUGCUUUUUAGCGGAAGCGACCGGAUAGAGGAUGUUUUAAGUUUUGGAACUUUGCGAGAUGUGGUAAAGCAGUAG